AUGGCGCCGUCUCUCCCCAUCAGCUUUACGGAGCUGGUACAGCUCACAUCUGUUGGAAUCGAUCCCUCAUCGAUCGCUUUCAACUCAUGCACACUCGAAUCAGAUUCCUUCGUAUGCGUCCAAGAGAAGAAGGGUGCCCAACCUGAGGUCGUCAUCGUUGACCUAAAGAACGGAAACAAUGUUAUGAGACGCCCCAUCAAGGCUGACAGUGCCAUCAUGCACUGGAACAAACAAAUCAUUGCCCUCAAGGCCCAGUCUAGGACUCUGCAGGUUUUCGAUCUUGGCGCAAAAACGAAGCUCAAAGCUACCACGAUGAACGAAGAUGUCGAGUUCUGGAAAUGGAUUGACGAAAAGACUCUCGGCCUCGUCACCGAUUCUAGCGUGUACCACUGGGACAUUAAUGAUCCCACGCAAGCUUCUCCGGUGAAGGUUUUUGCCCGCCACGCUUGCUUGACGGGCUGUCAAGUGAUUAACUAUCGCUCGAGCGCCGAUGGCAAGUGGUCGGUCACCGUCGGUAUCUCCCAAAAACAGGGCCGUGUUCGCGGUGACAUGCAACUUUAUUCCAGGGACCGGGGCAUUAGCCAGGCUAUCGAAGGCCAUGCCGCUGGCUUUGGUACACUUCGUCUGGAGGGCGCGUCUCAAGAUACCAAGGUCUUUGCCUUUGCCGUGCGCAACGAGUCCGGUAUCGCCAAGCUUCACAUCGUCGAGGUCGAUCACCCCGAGGCCAAUCCAGUUUACCAGAAGAAGGCUGUAGACAUCUAUUUCCCCGCCGAGGCCACAAACGAUUUCCCAGUAGCCCUCCAAAUCUCGCAAAAGUACGGCAUCAUCUACCUUGUCACCAAGUAUGGAUUCAUUCACCUUUACGACCUCGAGUCCGGAACUUGCAUUUUCAUGAACCGUAUCUCGAGCGAGACCAUCUUUACGACGUGCCCCGACAGCGCUAGCAGUGGCAUCGUGGGUAUCAACCGCAAGGGCCAGGUCCUGUUCGUGACGAUUGACGAGAACAAUAUGAUUCCCUACCUCCUCCAGAACCCGGCCAACGCUGAUAUGGCUGUCAAGCUGGCCUCGCGUGGCGGACUCCCCGGUGCCGACGAUCUUUAUGCCAGGCAAUUUGAGCAACUAUUCGCCGCCGGCCAAUACAUGGAGGCUGCCAAGAUCGCGGCCAACUCUCCUCGAGGCUUCCUCCGUUCGCCCCAGACUAUUGACAAGUUCAAGCGUAUCCCGGCUCAGCCCGGCCAAAUGACAUGGAUUCUACAGUACUUUGGGCUCAUUCUCGAUAAGGGUGCGCUUAAUAGGUUUGAGACCCUCGAGCUAGCUCAACCAGUCCUCGCACAGAAUCGCAAGAACCUACUGGAGAAGUGGCUCAAGGAGGACAAGCUGGAUUGCUCUGAACAGCUCGGCGAUAUGGUCCGAACCCACGACCUGAACAUGGCGCUCGCUAUUUACCUCAAGGCGAACGUCCCACACAAGGUCGUCGCGGGGUUCGCCGAGACAGGGCAGUUCGACAAGAUCCUCCCCUACUCUGCCCAAACAGGUUACAAGCCCGAUUUUGUGCAGCUUCUCCAGCACAUCGUUCGCGUCAACCCCGAGAAGGGCGCCGAGUUCGCUACUUCUCUUGCCAACAACGAGGGAGGCUCGCUUGUGGACAUCGAGCGCGUCGUGGAUAUUUUCCAGUCCCAAGGCAUGAUCCAGCAAGCCACUGCAUUCCUGCUUGAUGCGCUUAAGGAGAACAAGCCGGAGCAGGGCCACCUGCAGACUCGUCUGCUUGAGAUGAAUCUUUUGAACGCGCCCCAGGUAGCCGACGCCAUUCUGGGCAAUGACAUGUUUUCUCACUUUGACAAGGCUCGCAUCGCCACCCUGUGCGAACAGGCUGGUCUUGCCCAAAAGGCUCUCGAGCUCUACGAGGAUCCCGCCGCUAUCAAGCGCGUCAUUGUCGGCAUUGCCGGCCUUCCCAACUUCAACCUUGACUGGCUUACCGGUUUCUUCGGCCGUUUGUCUGUCGAGCAGUCCCUCGACUGCCUCGACGCCAUGAUCAAGCACAACAUUCGCCAGAAUCUCCAGGCCGUUGUCCAGAUUGCCACUAAGUAUUCUGAUCUCCUCGGCCCCGUCCGCCUCAUCGAUCUGUUCGAGAAGUACAAGACGGCCGAGGGUCUCUUCUACUACCUGGGCAGCAUCGUAAACCUCUCCGAGGAUCCCGACGUCCACUUCAAGUACAUCGAGGCAGCCACCAAGUUGGGCCAGUUCAACGAAGUCGAACGCAUCUGUAGGGACAGCAACUUUUACAACCCUGAAAAGGUGAAGAACUUCCUCAAGGAGGCCAAGCUUCCUGAGCAGCUUCCCCUCAUCAUAGUGUGUGAUCGCUUCAACUUCGUUCAUGAUCUCGUCCUCUUCUUGUACCAGAAUAAGCAGUUCCACGCCAUCGAGUCGUACGUCCAGCGUGUCAAUCCUGCUAGGACCCCCGCCGUCAUUGGUGGCCUGCUCGACGUGGACUGCGAGGAGGACAUUAUCAAGAAGCUCCUCGCAACCGUCGAUCCUUCUUUGGUCCCCAUCGAUGAGCUCGUCUCUGAGGUUGAGACCCGCAACCGCUUGAAGAUUCUCUUGCCGUUCCUCGAGGCCACCCUCGCCGCGGGAAACCAGCAGCAGGCCGUCUUCAAUGCUCUAGCCAAGAUUUACAUUGACUCCAACAAUAACCCCGAGAAGUUCCUCAAGGAGAACGACCAGUACGAUUCUCUCGUUGUCGGCAAGUACUGCGAGAAGCGCGAUCCUAAUCUCGCCUAUAUCGCCUACUCCAAGGGUCAAAACGACCUCGAGCUCGUCAAUGUUACCAACGAGAACUCCAUGUACCGUGCCCAAGCGCGAUACUUGCUCGAUCGUUCCGACCGCGAGCUUUGGAUGUUCGUCCUCAGCGAGAAUAACAUUCAUCGCCGCUCCGUCGUCGACCAGGUCAUCUCGACUGCCGUGCCUGAAUCCACCGAUCCCGCCAAGGUGUCGGAAGCGGUUGCCGCGUUCCUCGCCGCUGACUUGCCUCUCGAGCUUAUCGAGCUCUUGGAGAAGAUUGUCUUGGAACCUUCGCCCUUCAGCGACAACCAGAACCUGCAGAACCUUCUCAUGUUCACUGCUGCCAAGGCUGACAAGGGUCGUGUGAUGGACUACAUUCACCGUCUGGACGGCUUCAGCGCCCCGGAUAUCGCGUCGGCGUGUAUUGACGUCGGCCUUUACGAGGAGGCGUUUGAGAUUUUCAAGAAGACGGGCGAUAACUCGGGCGCCGUCAAGGUCCUUGUCGAUAAUGUCGUUAGUAUCGACCGCGCCCAGGCUUUCGCCGAGGAAGUUGACUUGGCCGAGGUCUGGAGCACCGUCGCCAAGGCCCAACUUGACGGCCUCCGCGUGAGCGACGCCAUCGAGUCGUACAUCAAGGCCGAGGACCCCAAGAACUACGAGGAGGUCAUCGAGAUUGCCGUGCGUGCCGGCAAGGAUGCGGACCUCAUCAAGUUCCUCCGAAUGGCCCGCAAGACGUUGCGCGAGCCCGCCAUCGACACGGCCCUUGCCUUCUGCUAUGCCAGACUCGACCAGCUCAUCGAGCUAGAGGACUUCCUCCGAGGCACUAACGUGGCCAACAUCGAGGAGUCGGGUGACAAGGCCUAUGCUGAGGGCUACUUCCAGGCGGCCAAGAUUUUCUUCAGCAGCAUCUCCAACUGGGCGAAGCUGGCCACCACCCUUGUUCACCUCGACGAUUACCAGGCGGCCGUCGAGUGCGCCAGGAAGGCGAACAACAUCAAGGUGUGGAAGGAGGUCCACGAGGCGUGCGUCGGCAAGAAGGAGUUCCGACUUGCGCAGAUCUGCGGUCUCAACCUCAUCGUUGACGCCGAGCAGCUUCAGGCCCUCGUCAAGCAGUACGAGUUCAACGGAUACUUCGAUGAGCUUAUCAACCUUCUCGAGCAGGGUCUCGGCCUUGAGCGUGCGCACAUGGGUAUGUUCACGGAACUCGGCAUCGCAUUGUCCAAGUACCACCCCGAGAAGCUUAUGGAGCACCUCAAGCUCUUCUGGAGCCGCGUCAACAUGCCCAAGUUGAUUCGCGCGUGCGAGGAAGCCAACCUCUGGCCCGAGUUGGUCUUUUGCUACUACCACUACGACGAGUUCGACAACGCCGCUCUCGCCGUCAUUGAGCACCCUGAGAACUCGUGGGAGCAUCAGCAGUUCAAGGAGAUUGUCGUCAAGGUUGCCAACCUUGAAAUCUACUACCGUGCCAUCCGAUUCUAUCUCGAACAACACCCCUCGCUCCUCACCGACCUCCUCCAGUCCCUCACGGCGCGUAUUGACGUCAACCGAGUCGUCAAGAUGUUCCAGAAGAACGACGACUUGCCUCUGAUCAAGCCUUUCCUGCUCAACGUGCAGUCUCAGAACAAGCGUACCGUCAACGACGCCAUCAACGACUUGCUCAUCGAGGAGGAGGACUACAAGACGCUUCGUGACUCUGUUGAGAACUACGACAACUACGAUGCCGUGGCCCUUGCCUCGCGACUCGAGAAGCACGAUCUCAUCUUCUUCCGCCAGAUUGCAGCUAACAUCUACCGCAAGAACAAGCGAUGGGAGAAAUCGAUCACGCUGUCCAAGCAGGACAAGCUUUUCAAGGAUGCCAUCGAGACGGCGGCCAUUUCCGGCAAGGCCGAAGUUGUCGAGGAGUUGAUCCGAUACUUCGUUGAUAUCGGUAGCCGAGAAUGCUAUGUCGGCAUGCUCUACGCCUGCUACGAUCUCUUGCGACCUGACCUCAUCCUCGAGCUUUCUUGGCGCAAUGGCCUCAACGAUUUCACCAUGCCGUACAUGAUCAACAUGCUUAGCCAGCAAACCAAGGAGCUCUCUCUUCUCAAGGCUGACAACGAAGCCCGAAAGGCCAAAGAGAAGGAGCAGGAGAAGGACGAGAGCAACGCCCCCAUCCUCGGCACCGGUCGACUCAUGAUCACGGCCGGCCCCACUGGAGCCAUGGGACAACCCUCGGCGUCCCCAGUACCUUUCCAGCAGACCAACGGGUUUGCGCCGCAACCAACUGGUUUUGGGUACUAG
Messenger RNA from Scedosporium apiospermum, 5058 nucleotides. RefSeq names its product putative clathrin heavy chain. Gene Ontology annotation, cellular component: clathrin complex; clathrin coat of coated pit; clathrin coat of trans-Golgi network vesicle. The transcript has 4 exons. The coding region runs from base 1 to 5058 and encodes 1685 amino acids. Gene Ontology annotation, biological process: receptor-mediated endocytosis; Golgi to endosome transport; intracellular protein transport. Gene Ontology annotation, molecular function: clathrin light chain binding; structural molecule activity. The record is from RefSeq and is a predicted model, not a curated record. Lineage: Eukaryota; Fungi; Ascomycota; Sordariomycetes; Microascales; Microascaceae.